Molecule: messenger RNA, 2399 nt
Organism: Seminavis robusta
Lineage: Eukaryota; Bacillariophyta; Bacillariophyceae; Naviculales; Naviculaceae
Source: the annotation of a GenBank genome assembly
GGCAGCAUCUCAGCAUGCUGUUGAUGAGGGUACAUGUAGUCUACCGUGACAGUGGAGGGAUUCUCAAGUCGAGCACCAUCACUGUGCAGUCAUUUAUCUGGUAUUCAAUGGCAACAACUGAUUGUCCACAACCCUCCUUAGAUCGAAUACCUUGGAAUCUUUAGAAGGGAGCAGAUCCUCGAACUAAUCCCUGGCAAUUGACAUCACCAUUGGUAUCCACCCAACAGAACCCUUCAACCAACCUCGUUUUUCUUCCUCUUGGAGCUCUACCUGCGCCAAGACUAGCUACUAACCAACAAUACACACAAUGUCGCAAUCAGAACUACAAGAAGCAGCAUCGGAUUUCAAGGGCGAUUCCCGGAUGAGUCUAUCCAACGAUAACGCCAUGGGAGCGAGCAGCAAGUAUUUGAAGGAGCAUCGCAAGCGACGCCUUCUCCCCACCAGGGGAUUGGAGACGGACCGGUUUUCGAUUCGUGUGCCAGCCGACUUUGAUGCUGCCCACACGGCUGCCGAAACGCAUGGUCAUGAUCACUGGAAGGUCAAACUCUUGCACUUUGUCCAUUCCAAGCCUGUCCAAUAUACCCUUUCGGCAAUGCUAUUGGCAGAUGUCAUUAUCCUGUUUGUCGAGCUCUUCCUCCAGGCUUCCUUUCCGAACUGCCAAAUUAUUGUGCGGGAUGCCAUUUCCUGCUGUCCCCUUCCCGAAACCAUUACCACAACGUUAUCUGGUCUAGUAGAUGAUGGUAGUGGCGGCAACAGUACCGACAUGUAUCCCGAGGACGAUCAUAAUCAUUAUUUCCGAUUCUUGGCGGAAACCACUGGUGACAGCCACAGUAGUGGCACCCACGGAGACGGGCAUCAGGAUAUUUGCCAACUUCCCGCAGUGGAAAGUCAUCACUACGAGGCUGGUUGUGACGGUCACAAAUGGUACAUGGUUCAUACCAUUGAGGAGGUUCUGUUCGUGUUCACAAUUACCAUCUUGAGCAUCUUCUUUAUUGAACUCAUCAUCAUCAUGAUUGUCCUCCAAAAGGCAUUCUUCAAACAGUUGUUCUACGUCUUGGAUUUUGUCAUUGUCUCGGUCAGUUUGGCAUUGGAAAUCGCCUUGGCCGUCUUGCAUGCAGAUAUCUUGGCGACCUUGGCGGGCUUGUUGAUUCUCGCCCGAGUUUGGCGCUUUGUACGGAUUGGUCAUGGCUUGAUUGAGUUGACUGCCGAAUUCCAAGCGCAGGAUAAGGAAGCAUUGUUACAUUACGCAGAAGAACUCGAAGAAAAGCUGCUGGAGAAUAAGAUUGCUCUACCCGAGAAGAGCAAGCAAGUAAAGAGUAUUGUAAAGCGAUUGACCAGUCAUGGUGAUGGCGGGGCCGAGCACAACAAUUCACACGAACAACAGGAAGAGGCAAAGCCUGGAGAGUCGGCCUUGUAAGCAGUUAUUCAGCUAGCUAGCUGGGUGAUGCUGGUAUGGGAUUGUUCAAUCAUAGCCUUGGAACGAUCCUCUUUGACUGUCGCUGGUGAAUCGACGGCUUUGUACUGUCAGGACACGAAGCAUGAAAUCACGGGAGACGUGGUUUCAACUUGAAUCCUUGUAACUAAUCAAUGUAUUCAAUAACUGUAUUUGGUAGUCGCGCUCUGAGAACGAGAUGAACGAUACCCUGCCCGGUAUUGGCAAGCAUCCGCUUCCACCAAUCGUAGUAUGACCAUAGUAUUACUACUAGUAAGAGGUCUGUUAUGGAACCGAACAGGAACAUCAGCCAACGGUAAAACAGCGAGCAAAAGCAAGAUUGUAACAGGUUCUCGAUUAUUAAUUUAAAAGGAUUCUAUGCCACUGGCAGGCCACUUUUGACCUAAUUCCAUCGACUUCUUGACCGAGUAGGUUGGUGAGAUAAGCAGCUUCGUCCGCAAACAGGUGCGAGCAAAGUGGCAAUAGUUUUUUCUUUGCUGUGAUCUCCAUGUUGAGUGCUCGGUUGGAUGUAGGCGUGCUUUCUUAGGGAGUAGUGGUUUCUUCUUCAGUAUCUUUCACCAAUGGUGGGUCAAGGGUAAAGCCAUAUCCGAAUGGUCUGACUCCAGCACCUUCAAGUCCAAAAGAUUGCAGAACUCCAGCAAGCCUUGAAAUGGCUUCAUCCACAGGUCCAUCCCAAUUCACACUGGCCGAAACGGGGUUGGCCAUGACCACAACAAAAACCACAAGGAAGGCCCGAAACAUGUUGAAUUGCACCAUUUUGUUUGAUUUUUCGAACGUACUACCGGCGGUGGUGUUUGAUGCUGAACUUGUGUGAUGAAUGAUCGAUCGAAUCUGUAACAACACUCUUUUGCAGGGCUCAGCCCUGGGGAUGAAACGGCGAUUUCGAAAUGCACGUUAGCGAUUUAUGUGGCUUUGACUUGGCAUCGCCCCACUCUCCAGAGACCUG